CGCCAUCGCUCCAGUCAGCGAAGUCCUGCCUCAAUCGAGAAAGCUGCGGAAACGCUUCAGGAGUGAAAAUAAAAUAUCAUUCUUUAUUCGGAAAUUGAAAAGCCAAGCAAAGCCAGAAAAUGGAAGCUGCCACUGAAGAUAUAGAGCACUCCUGAGGAUGACCAUUGAGGGUAAAGUACAGGUGAAAAGUGUCACACAAAAGGCUCUCCUCGCAUCGACAGCAAAUAGCAACAGCAUCGACAUCCGCAGCAGCAUCAGCAGCAGCAGCAGCAGCAACAGCAGCAGCAGCAACAGCCCGAAGGUAUCAUCCACGGGAAGAAGAACCAACAAAAAUCAACGUUAAUGUUCUGCAGCCGCAGUGAAGAUUAAGAAGCAUCGUUGCAAUGCCAUCCCGUCGCGCCGGCGGCGGCACAAUCAAGCGGAAGCACUCCCUGGGGAACCUGCGACGUGCGCAUCCCGCCUCCGGAGCCACAUGGAAUGUGCAGGUGGUCAGAGGUAAAAUGUCCUCAAAGUGCUUGUGGCAUGCCUGUCGGGCUCUGAUCCUGGGCCUGACGCUGAUGCUCUUGGGCGCCGGAAUGGCCACCCUGGGCUACUAUGCGGAUCACCUGUCGAUGGGGUCGGAGCUGCGGGGCAAUGUGACGGUGCGCGUGAAGAACGACCUGAAGGGCUUCCAUCUGAACAACUUUGCGUAUGUGGGGCCCAUUGUGAUGGGCUUUGGGGGCUUCAUUGUGGUGGCCUCCUGUGUGAUGACCUUCGAGGCACGCGACUCGGCUGCGAAGGUGGUGCCGGCACGACUACGUGCCGGAGGAGGAGGAGGCAGCAGCAAGAAUCCAACGCGGAGUAAUCAGGGAUCAUCCGCUUCGCAGCGACGGGGAAUGGGUGCCCAAUACCAAUCCACGCGCUGGGAUCAGCAUUUCGGGGUGUUCCGCUCAUCGCCGGGCGAUCCCCACCAGCAGCCACAGGCAGCCAUACUCUCUGCCACGCAUCCGCAUCCGCAUCACCAGCAGCUGCAGCAACAGCAGCAGCAGCAACCCUUCGAUAGGGAGGCACUGACCGCGGAGUUGGUGAAAUUCUCCAAGUCCCUCAGUCGCCAAUCCACACGCUUUUCGCCGCAGUUGCGCCGCCUCACAUGCACUGGAUCAGUGCCCGAUCUGUCCACCAUCCAUGCCGCUGCCACCGCUCAUGCUCAUGCUCAUGAUCAUGCCAAUCUCCUUGAAUACACCUCCAACACCACCACCACCACCAACGCCGCCACUAAUCCCUCCAAUUUGCUCUCACUGCACCACUACCACCACCUGAUGACGACGACGCCGCUGGACACGCUGCUGCACACGGGUCCGUGCUGCACGAAACGCCAUCGGCGCCACCACCACCGGCACUCGCAUCACCAUCACCACGACCACAACCAACGACACCACCCGAAACCCUCGUCGUCGUCGGCAAGCAGCAGCGUGAGGAGAGUGCGCCAGGGGCGUCCCUGGGCAGGCCCAGGCCCGUCUGCCGCCGCCGCUGCCUCCUCCUCCUCGACUCGCAUCAUUAGCAACUCCUCGAGCCUUAUCCAGCGGGCCACACGAGAGUGCUCCUUGCUGCAGCCCCCGGCAGCGGGUCGGGUGUACUGGCAGGCCUCCUCUUUUGAUGGCGGCAGUGGCCAUGCCCAUGCGGCUGUCGCCAUCUCCAGCGCCGAAAAGCGCAGCGAGCGGAACAAACGCUCGGACACGGCCAAGCGGCAUGUCCUAUCCCGCCAGCGUCCCAUCGAGCAGGAGGAGGGACGUAGUCCUCUUGGAAACAGGCGCAAUUCCACCAUGUCGGAUUCCUCGUACAGUGGCCGCUGGACGGCUCGCUGUGCGUCGGUGGCUAGUCGCACUUCCAGCAUUGAGUCGAGGCGCGUUCAGGUCGAUCUGCACAGCCCGGAGGUGAUUCCCAAGUCAAUACUGCGCUCACCAAAGCGCUACAGUUCCGGACCCUCGGCCACGCCAUCGGUGGAUAAGGAUUUUCGAAGCCAAUUGUCUGUGUGCUCGGAGCCACCGCCUCCUGUCCGUCAGCUGUCGGGGCAGUCGAGCAUGGAGCCCGCCGUGCCGGAGGAGAGCCUCGAACAGGCCGAGGAUAGGUCCUACGAUGAGGUGCUGGCGCUGGAGCAUCAACCGAGCAGCCUGCCUCCGAAGAAGGUGCGCCCGGACUUUCUGCCUCUCUCUCGCAGCGAGCAAGAGGAGAAUCCGAAUCAGAAUCAGAAUCAACAGAAGCAAAAUCAGAAUCAACAGAAGACGAUAGCUGCUGUCCCACUGUUUCGCAGCAACAGCUCUCGGCAGUUCUACAGGCCCAAGGCGGCGGUGGCUAGUGAGUUGGAUGACUCUGUGUUCCAUGCCCGCUCCAUGGAACGGGGAUUGGCCAAGGGCACUGGCAGUGCCGAUGAUCAGAUGUACGAUUCCCUCAAAGUGAUCAACGAACGGCGCUCCACGCUGCUGAAGGCGGACUCACAGAGUUCGCUGGCAUCGGCAGAGCGGAAACUAAGCAGUUUCUCGUUGAAGAUGCCCGAGAUCACAGAGCGGGAGAACUCCAUAGAUGUGGAAGAGGCACCACCACCACCACCACCACCACCACCACAGUCACCUGUCCCUGCCGCUGACUCUGCCCCUGAAAAGGAUAUAGAGCUUGGCAAAAUUGAUCCCUAGGAUCCGUAGGAUGCCCGCGGGAAUUGCGCAUAUGUAAAACAGCAGCCAUCGACAAUUACUUUAGAAAUUGAUGUAUAUUUGUAUUGUAUUGUAUUGUAUUGUAUGUGUGUGUCGUCUCUUGUUAGAUCGUAUUUAGAUAAGUGUUAUACCUCCCCCACACACGGACUGGUUCUGUAUCUACCCACUCCCACAGCAAUCCAGCAAUCGUUAAUCGACUAAAAGAACUAAGAACUAAGGAAUCAU
Messenger RNA from Drosophila persimilis, 2912 nucleotides. Its product is annotated as serine/arginine repetitive matrix protein 1. The record is from RefSeq and is a predicted model, not a curated record. Bases 384 to 2669 code for a protein of 761 amino acids. NCBI's taxonomy places the organism in Eukaryota, Metazoa, Arthropoda, Insecta, Diptera, Drosophilidae. The transcript has 7 exons.